GCAAAUUUAAUUCGACGAAAGGAGUUGACAAGCUACAAAUAUGACUCCGAAUCCAAACGAGAGUUCUUUGGAAGAAUUUCACCUACAAGUAAAGAGACCUGUCGUGAGUGAAAAGCCUGAAAAAAUCGAAAUAGUAUAUGUUAAUGUUUUUAUAUACUCUGCCUACCACAUUUUCGCGUUAUAUGGAUUGUAUUUAUCCUUUACAUCUGUUAAAUGGCCUACUAUUAUAUUGGGUAUAAUACUCUGGACUCUAUCGAUAUUAGGUACAACAAUGGGUUCGCACAGACUAUGGAGUCAUAGAGCGUACAAAGCCAAUUUACCUCUACAAAUAUUUUUAAUGAUAUGUACAUCAAUAGCUUGUCAGUUGACGAGUUACAAUUGGGUAAGAGACCACAGAAUGCAUCAUAAAUAUUCCGAUACGAACGCUGACCCACAUAAUGCGAAACGAGGAUUCUUCUUCUCUCAUAUGGGAUGGUUGUUAAUUAAAAAGCAUACCGAAAUGAAACGAUUGGGGAAUACUAUUUAUAUGGACGAUGUUCACAGUAAUCCAGUACUUAUGUUCCAAAAGAAAUACGCAAUACCGUUUAUGGGAUCUCUUUGUUUCAUAAUACCGGUGUUAAUACCUAUUUAUUUCUGGAACGAAAGCUUCGUUAACGCUUGGAAUUUUAACAUAUUAAGAUUCAUUCUUGGCGUCCAUUCGAUUUGUUCAAUAAAUAGUUUCGCACAUUUAUUUGGGACAAGACCUUACGAUGAGAACAUAAUGCCUGUUGAAAAUAUAGGUGUAUCUCUAGUGACCUUAGGCGAGGGAUUCCAUAAUUAUCACCAUUCAUUCCCAUGGGAUUACAAAGCUGGUGAGCUUGGAAAUAAUUGGUUGAACUUUAGUACUGCGACAAUAGACUUCUUCGCUAAGUUAGGAUGGGCUUACGAUCUAAAGACUGCGUCUGACGCAGUGGUGGAAGCGAGGAUUAAAAGAACUGGUGAUGGAACAUAUAAAAGAGAAGAUAUUAAAGAAAGUGAUAGGGGAAAGAAACAAAAGAAUAUAGGUCUAUGAAAAAUAAAUAUUAAUAUAGCAAUUGAUGUUUAGCAAUGAUAUUAAGAAGCGUCAAUAGCCUAAUGGUCAAGGGUACGGAUUUCCGAUCCAUGAGGUCUAGGGUUC
Papilio xuthus (Asian swallowtail) is the source of this 1156-nucleotide messenger RNA. RefSeq names its product acyl-CoA Delta(11) desaturase-like. The record is from RefSeq and is a predicted model, not a curated record. Gene Ontology annotation, molecular function: stearoyl-CoA 9-desaturase activity; iron ion binding. The coding region runs from base 41 to 1051 and encodes 336 amino acids. Gene Ontology annotation, cellular component: endoplasmic reticulum membrane. NCBI's taxonomy places the organism in Eukaryota, Metazoa, Arthropoda, Insecta, Lepidoptera, Papilionidae. The transcript is spliced from 4 exons. Gene Ontology annotation, biological process: unsaturated fatty acid biosynthetic process.